Messenger RNA from Hyla sarda, 2698 nucleotides. It is a transcript of the gene COQ2, whose product is annotated as coenzyme Q2, polyprenyltransferase. The record is from RefSeq and is a predicted model, not a curated record. The coding region runs from base 448 to 1611 and encodes 387 amino acids. Lineage: Eukaryota; Metazoa; Chordata; Amphibia; Anura; Hylidae. The transcript is spliced from 8 exons. Gene Ontology annotation, cellular component: mitochondrial inner membrane. Gene Ontology annotation, biological process: ubiquinone biosynthetic process.
AUUCACACUGAUGCUAACGUUCACUGUGCGGAAUUUUACUCACGGAAUUCCGCGGGGAUUCCGCAGUGUGAACAUACCCUAAAACUCCCUCUACCGCCAUAUAAAAUCAGAGUCAUACACCCGUAUGGUUGUUGCAUUGCAGCUCUGUACCACUAGGAGCAAGGGUCAAAUCCUGGGGAAAAAAAGUGUGGGAAUUCGCUUAAGAGUUCCACUCAAGGGCUGGUGCUGCAGGACUGCUGCUUAUAGGAACAGGGUUCCUGCUGUGAAAAAAGUGCAGGAACUCAGUUCCCAUGCGUUCCUGCAGGACUUGAGUCCUGACUAGGAGGUUGUAUGGUGGUGUAAUGUGACAGUGGAGAUCGGUGCAAUUGAUCUGCUGGGCAUCUACCUUCAGGCAGUAAUACGGAUGUUAGAAUUCAGUCAUACUGAGUGCGUGGGGCCGGAUAAGAGAUGGCCUCUAAGUUCAGGCUGAUCCGAACAUGCAUGCCUAUGAACAGAGCGGCGUACACAGCUCAUACUGGGGGUAUGUCACGUUCUGUGGCCUGUUGCUUCCAUAGAAAGGACAAUGAGAAGAAACUCCUCACAUCCAGAUGGCCGAAUACCAACAAUGCACCCAACCACAUUGCGGGUCAGAGUGCCCAGCUGAGAACUUCACCCAAUAUUUGGACGAGGCCUAGGUUUUCUGCAGCUGGAGUGGUUGAAGCCAUGCCAAAGAAUGCCCAGCCUUAUCUUAGGCUUAUGAGGCUGGAUAAACCUAUAGGAACCUGGUUGUUAUAUCUGCCAUGCACUUGGAGCAUUGCUCUUGCAGCACAGCCAGGAUGCUUACCAGAUUUUUAUAUGCUUGCCCUAUUUGGCACUGGUGCAGUUCUGAUGCGUGGUGCUGGAUGUACUAUUAAUGAUAUGUGGGAUAAAGACUUUGAUAAAAAGGUGGCAAGAACAGCUAAUCGCCCAAUUGCUGCAGGAGACAUCACCCAGUUCCAGUCUUUGGUUUUCCUGGGAGGACAGCUUAGUUUGGCAUUGGGUGUGCUUCUGUGUCUUAAUAAUUACAGUAUUGCUCUAGGAGCUGCUUCUUUGUCGCUGGUACUCACCUAUCCAUUAAUGAAGAGGAUAACUUACUGGCCCCAGUUCGUAUUAGGAUUGACAUUUAACUGGGGAGCAUUGUUAGGGUGGUCUGCUAUUAAAGGAUCCUGUGAUUGGUCAGUCUGCCUCCCUUUGUAUAUCUCUGGAGUCAUGUGGACAUUAAUAUAUGAUACCAUCUAUGCUCAUCAGGACAAAGCAGAUGAUGUGUUGGUUGGAGUAAAGUCGACAGCGCUACGCUUUAAUGAGCAGACCAAGCCUUGGCUGAGCAGCUUCAGUGUUGCCAUGCUUACAGGACUGACAUUGACGGGAAUCAGCUGUGACCAGACUCUGCCCUAUUAUGUUGCUGUUGCCCUCAUUGGGGGGCACCUAGUCCACCAGAUCUAUACCCUGGAUGUAAACAAUGCAGAGGAUUGCUGGAAGAAGUUUACAGCAAACCGCACAAUAGGGUUCUUACUUUUCCUAGGCAUUGUACUGGGCAAUCUGUUGAAAUCCCAAGAAACAAAAGUCAAGGAUUUACAGCACCACAGCUCAUAAACAAAACGGUGGUGGGUUUGGUGUCUUAAGCCUGCCCAGCGAGUUGUGUACAACACCAAGGAUGUUCAAUAUAUUAUGGCACCCUUUAUGCUGCAGUCAAUGUGGGUUUCCCCAUCUGAUCUUGUUGAUAAGCCUAUGCCCCCCUGAUGGCCUGGUUUGCUUGCCAAGCUCUCUGUAUGCAGCCUGCUUCUGUUGCUAGUCCCCAACCUGUAUCCACCUUAGGGUCUGAUCCAUCAGUCAUAUGUCCUGUCCCUGACCUUUUCUUGCUGCUACAGAGAAUUAGCUGCUGCUAUCCUACCUGUACCAGCCGACAACUGACCACCCUGCAGCUGCUGCCCAGAACAUUGGACCCACUCACAGGCAUCCACCAGCCUAGUUUACUGCCAGGCUCACAGAAGACCGCUUUUUCCUACUGCUACUCCAUCUGCCAAAAAUGAGGAUGUCAAAGAAGCAGUCUGCUCCGCCCCUUUGCCAAUAACCAUAGCAGAGGCCUCAAGCAGUAAAGUACCAGUGCUACAACCUAUAGUUCUAGCAAGACUGGAGCGUCUUUCCACCUCAGCAUGGUUCAGCACAAGUGUGGCUUGCAGUUGCCUUGAGCUGCAGUAACACGGCAUGGUCACUUUACAGUGUUCAGAGCUUUAGAAUCGGCUAUUAAAAAAGUAAAAAAAAAAUACCUCUAAAACUAUUUGAGGUCAAGCCAGAGGUGGGUUAGGAAUAUAAAAUACAAAAGGUAGAAGUUCUAUACUUCAACUUUUUGCUGAAUCGACUAAAUGGUUUUGGCUCAAAAACUGAGAUCUGAUCUUAGCAUAAAACAAGGAAAUUUUUUUUUUUUUUUUAUACUCUUCCUGAUGUGAUCUGAAAAAGCUAUUGGAAUGUCUAGUUGUUGAGAAAAUGUUCAUAUGAGUGUAUUUCCCUAUCAUGCUUUCACAGCUAAAUGCUUUCCAAAGAUUACAGCACAUACUGAUGAUAAGGGAUAACACAUUUAAAGACCUCUGCCUUUUGUUUUAUUUGUAAGUCUCAUUUGUUAUUCUUUUGUAAUAACACAUGGCAUGAUUGUUUAAAGGGGUACUCCACCCCUAGACAUCUU